Molecule: messenger RNA, 1192 nt
Organism: Zootermopsis nevadensis
Lineage: Eukaryota; Metazoa; Arthropoda; Insecta; Blattodea; Termopsidae
Gene: Tm2
Product: tropomyosin 2
Source: RefSeq, a predicted model, not a curated record
CGCCAUUUUUGGGUCCCUCCCGGGGAGCCGCUGUGUGAGGGAGGAUCCCGUUCUUCCCACAGCGACGCCAGUGCUAGUACGGGGCUUCUGGGACGCUAGCGCCGGCCACUGCUGCUUGCUGCCUGUUCCUAGCACUCAUCCCGCCGUCGGCAGCGCAUUCCAACAGUUGUAAAUUUCUUGAGCAGAGGGGGAGAACAAAGAAGCCGCCAUCAUGGACGCCAUCAAGAAGAAGAUGCAGGCGAUGAAGAUGGAGAAGGACAGUGCCAUGGACAAGGCCGACACCUGCGAGGGACAGGCCAAGGAGGCCAAUCUGAAGGCCGAUAAGAUCCUCGAGGACGUGAGAGACCUGGAGAAGAGGCGAGCCCAGUUGGAGCAGGACUCGGAGACUACUAAGAAGAACUUGGAGCAGGCGAACAAGGACCUGGAAGCGAAGGAGAAGGCUCUGCAGGCCGCCGAGAGCGAGAUGGCAGCACUGAACAGGAAAGUGCAGCUAAUUGAAGAGGAUCUUGAACGCUCUGAGGAGAGGUCGGGCACGGCUCUCACGAAACUGCACGAAGCCUCAGAAGCCGCUGAUGAAGCCAGCCGAAUGUGCAAGGUAUUCGAGAACCGUAGUCUUCAGGACGAGGAGAGGAUGGACCAGCUGACCAACCAGCUCAAGGAGGCCCGACUGCUAGCUGAGGACGCCGACGGCAAGUCUGACGAGGUGACCCAGAAGCUGGCAAACGUUGAAGAUGAGCUGGAAGUGGCUGAGGACCGAGUGAAGACCGGAGAAUCAAAGAUCAUGGAGCUUGAGGAAGAGUUGAAGGUCGUCGGCAACAGCUUGAAGUCUCUGGAAGUGUCUGAAGAAAAGGCCAACCAAAGAGUGGAGGAAUACAAGCGCCAAAUCAAAAGCCUGUCUGUGAAGCUAAAGGAGGCUGAGGCGCGAGCAGAAUUCGCUGAGAAAUCCGUGAAGAAACUCCAGAAAGAAGUCGACAGGCUUGAAGACGAACUGGGUAUCAACAAGGAUAGAUACAAGUCACUGGCUGACGAGAUGGACUCCACCUUCGCUGAACUGGCUGGUUAUUAAAAAUAUCCUUCAUACGAAGCAGCAGGUAAAUUGGACGGAAGUGACGUCACAAGAAGGGCCGUUCGGUAGACUUCUCACAUUCACGAGAUUCGGCUUUCAAUUCCUAUAUUUGUUUCUUUCAGAAUU